Molecule: messenger RNA, 2586 nt
Organism: Suillus subalutaceus
Lineage: Eukaryota; Fungi; Basidiomycota; Agaricomycetes; Boletales; Suillaceae
Product: P-loop containing nucleoside triphosphate hydrolase protein
Exons: 12
Coding region: 361-2415 (684 amino acids)
Cellular component (GO): microtubule; cytoplasm; membrane
Molecular function (GO): microtubule binding; GTPase activity; GTP binding
Source: RefSeq, a predicted model, not a curated record
CCUGUACGUGUCCUUUUGAUUCUGGUCACAUCUAGCUAGGUGCCACUGGACAGUUCUGAUAGGCUCUGAUAUCAGAAAAUAUCAGAACAACACAGCACGAUUUGCCGAAUAGGGAUGUCACCAGAUAGCUGUCAAUGAACAGCAAUGUCACCAACAGAUUAUCAUGCGCUGAUGGUUGCUGUGUGGGCGACAUUUUACGGCGCUCUCUCUUUUUAUACUACAUGCAGGUGGCUUAGUACCGGCUGCGGAUAUCAAGUUAACGUUGUAUGAUUUGACACGCAUGUCCAAGAAGGCGCCGGCGCAUAAAAGCAGAGGCCAUUCAGAUAUUGUGUGCAACACACAUCUCACAUCCAAUCUACCAUGAAAAAUACAUCAUCAGGCAAUACAUCUCCUAAUGCCAAAUCUCUUCCUGGUUCCGCCAACCCUCCAGAUGCGGGGGUUGACAUAUCAUCCACUGACUAUGCCCGCAGGCGUAGAGAGCUUAUGAAAAUGAUGUCUGACCUCAAAUCCAUGGGUGCCGAGGCGCUCAUCGACUUACCAUCUGUAGUCGUCAUCGGUGGCCAAUCAGCGGGCAAAAGUUCGCUCGUCGAAGCCGUUAGUGGGAUCAAUGUCCCGAGAGACAGCGGAACGUGUACAAGAUGUCCUAUGGAAUGUACGAUGUCUAGUCAUGCCACGUCGUGGUCUUGCACUAUCACCUUACGGAUGGGCUUCGAUAAUAACGGCCGAGACCUGCCAGUGCAAAAGACCACUACGCAGCUCUUUGGCCGAACGAUUACCGACAGAAGUGAGGUUGAAGUUUGGCUGCGUCGUGCCCAGUCAGCCAUUCUGAACCCGAAUGUUCCUUCUUCGAAUUUCCACACGAAGACCAUCGAGGAACUCAGGAGCAUGAAGAAUACACUGAAGUUCUCCCGAAACGUUGUGUCUGUCUCGAUUGAAGACCCCGAUGCGACAGACUUGUCGUUCUAUGAUCUGCCGGGUUUGAUCCAAAACGAAGAAGCCGAAACUGUUGCCCUCGUGAAAAGUCUGGCGGAACAUUACACCAAGAAGGAGAACACCAUCAUAUUGACCACAAUUCCCAUGAGUGAUGAUAUGGAAAAUCAACAAUCCAUGACUCUUGCCAGGGCCGCAGACCCCGACGGAAAGCGAACGAUUGGUGUCCUUACGAAACCUGACACGCUCGGCGCCGGUGCUAUCAACCAGCGCCGAAAAUGGGUAGAAAUCAUUGAGGGUCGCUCGGAGGAUCACACAUUAAGACACGGUUUUUACUGCGUGCGUCUUCCCGAUGAUGCCGAACGGACACAACGCCUGUCUCGUGCUGAAUUGCAAAGGCGUGCUACUGAAUAUUUCGACACCACGUCGCCCUGGAAUGGCGUGACCGACCGUCGUCGGUUUGGAAUUCCGGGUUUUGUAUCCGAUGUAAGCCGACUGCUGAUCCAGCUAAUUGAAGAAACUUUACCGCGCCUCAGAGAAGAUGUCGACAAGCUCCUUGCCCAAUGUAACAAGGAAUUCGAUGCAUUGCCCCCGCCGCUUGCAAACGACCCACAAAUCGAGGUUUUAGGACGUGUUAAUGCAUUCUGCGAUGUCUUCAAGAGUUUUGUGAAUGGCAGUCACGAAGACAAACGUCUUGCGCAGCGGAAUCGCGCGCUCUAUUCUAUUUUCAAGAGGAAUAUACGCGGCACUGCUCCUGAUUUCAGGCCUUUUGAAAAACCGGAAGAGUAUGUUCCACUGGAUGAUACUGAAGGGAAGAUGACCCUUAUUGAGCGAGAUCCUGGCGUGAAAGUGAUGGGCAUAUAUGAAGUCAGCAGGGUCAUCCAAGAGGCAAUUGGAUGGGAGCUUCCGAACAAUGUGCCCUAUCAGGCGAAGGCGAAUCUCAUCGCUCAAUUCACUAAACUCUGGGUUGCUCCGUCUGAGCGCUGUCUUGCAGGUAUCAAUGAUGUGCUCGAUCAAGUCAUCGACACACUCAUAAGCAUCCAUUUUGGACGCUUCAAAGUGCUCGAGGGUUAUGUUGGCGAUUUGAUUAGAAGUCAUGUUGGUGUCUGCAAAGCACAUGCCCAAGAAGCUGUUAAAUCGGCUUUGGCUCUGGAAACUACUCCGCACUAUACUCAGAACACGCACUAUCUUCAAACACUGCGCGAAAAAUGGCUGGCUCGUUAUAAGAUAGUUCGGAGUAGAGCUUCUCAGUAUAAGGCCCCCGUACAUCAUAAUCAGGAGCAUUAUUCAACCACGUCCUCUGAUGACGAUUCUGAGGAAGCGUCGAUGGUGGAAGGAGUGACGGAAUACGAAGGACCGACGGAGCAGGUAUAUUUUUCGGAUUCACCAAGGGCAUAUCGUCCACAGUCGUCGUCUUCGGCACGGAUACAACCAGCUAUACGGGCUGUACCCCCACAGGCUCCUGUUUUGAAUUCGACCUCUUGAUCCCGCGUUUACUCGUCGUCGGAGACGCCCGAGGCCAAAGCUUUGAGGGCACUUGCAGAAGCGGGGUAUGCCAAUAUUGGGAUACCGGAUCUUGCGCGUCUGUUACCUCCCGACUCCUUCCAGGAAGAGCUAAUUGUGAUGGCUGAUGUUCGAGCCUAUUAUCACGUUGCC